AUCAAUGGAUUCUCGUCUUCAAGGGAUACAUGCUGAAAUUUGAUAUUCCCUCAAAAUUGAUAAUCUUGAUGUGAACAGAUGUAUUGAGGCCUUGGAUGAACUUGCUUCACUUCAGGUCACAAUGCAGCAAGCUCAGAAACAUACAGAGAUGAUCACAACACUGAAAAAAAUACGGCAAUUCAAAGUUAGUCAGGUUAUCAUGGAAAAGUCUACCAUGUUGUAUAACAAGUUUAAGAACAUGUUUUUGGUUGGUGAAGGAGACUCUGUGAUCACACAAGUGCUGAAUAAAUCUCUUGCUGAACAGAGACAGCAUGAGGAAGCAAAUAAAACCAAAAAUCAAGGGAAGAAAGGGCCAAACAAAAAGUUAGAAAAGGAACAAACAGGUUCAAAGACUCUAAAUGGCGGGUCUGAUGCCCAGGACAUGAACCAACCACAGCAUAAUGGAGACAGCAGUGAAGAAGGCAAAGACAGCCACGAGGCCAGCAGCAAGAAAAAGCCAUCCAGUGAAGAGAGAGAGACUGAAAUAUCUCUGAAGGAUUCUACACUAGAUAACUAGGUUGCAAUACCUGGAAUAUAAAGAACAUUUGAGAAGUUUGUAAUGGUUUUCACUUGAAAUACUUAGAUUGCAGAAAGUUUUACAUUUUUAUAAGCUUAGGUUUUGAUGUUUAAAACUUGUUUUGAGGGAGAAGUAAUCCCUUUAUCUUUGUUUAAACAUUGCUAAUUGUACUCGUGCAGUAUUAACAGCUACAUUAUACAGUAAACGUGAGGGAGAAUCCACUUAGGAACUGUUAAACUGCUUUUCCAGACAUUGGUUGUAGAAUAUUUCCAAUUACUGUGUGUAUGUUAAUGUGUAAUUGAUAGUAGAAAAGUUACAUUUUUUAAAUUGAUACUUGUAUAAACCUUUCCUCUAUUCCCAGAUACUGUGGGUUUUGUGCAUAGUUUUUACAAAUCUUGGAUUUAUCAGACUGUCUUUUCACUGUGUGGGUUUUGUAGAAGUCAUACAUUUUUAUGAUAGAGAAAAUGUUACUUCUAUACAACUACUCUCUCCUUUUAUCAAGUUAAUUUUAAUCUCAGUCUACAUUGUGCUACAUUAUCCUGCUGCUUUGUAACUUGUGGUCUGUAUACCUUUUUGUAUGACUAAAUAAUCCAGUGUGAACUGACAAUUCUACAAGAUAGAAAACUCAUGCUAACUUUUGAUGGUAAUUUAGUUUUUUUGGCUGGGAAUUAAGUGAAGUCAUAAUUUUCCUGCAGAGAGCAGAAUGGGGUAUAAUAGAGGAAUGAAUCUGGCUUUAGGAUUCAACCACCCAAGAUCUUUUGCAGGCACUAGUAGUUGAAACUGAAAACUAAAAGAUAAAAGUUUAUUUUCGAGAAAUGUCUCAAAUUUCUGAAUGUUUCUAAAGUCAUGCUCAUUAAGGAAGUCAUUAAGUAUUUUUUAAUUGGAAAAAAAUUCAUAAUGCUUAUAAGGAAACCAACUCAUUUGAAAACAUGGCUGGGGAAUUUUUAUUCCUGUAUUAUACAUGUGAUAGGACUACAAAAAGUGAAAAUGUUGCUCUGAGGCAGGAGACCAAAUAAAGGAGUACUUUGACAGUCUGUGUAUACAAGUAUAUGGACUAAAUCAGGGUGAACCAAGGUUAACCCAAAAUUUAAGAGUAACUUAACAGAUAGCAUUUUUGGAAUAUUAGGUCAGUUAGUGGUUAAAACACUUGUGAUGUUAACUCUGAAUAUGGGGAAAAAUAGCUUAAUACCAGUGUUUGCAUGUGACAUGCAUUGUAUGUUUUGACCUCUCAGAUAAUUGUUUUCAUCUACAGAUGAAAAGUGUGAAUAACUUCAAUAAUAGUUUUGCUUUUGAGAAGUCUUUGAAUGGGAACUAAGACCCACUGUUUUCUAUUACAUUAUAUCUGGUACUGAGUACAAUUUAAAUUUGGGCAGAUUUAUUCUAGUUAAGCCAUAAGUGUCAACAUGUAAACUUGUUUUGAUUAAAGGAUUUUUCUAUA
Manis pentadactyla (Chinese pangolin) is the source of this 1994-nucleotide messenger RNA. Its product is annotated as PC4 and SFRS1-interacting protein-like. The transcript has a single exon. Bases 122 to 556 code for a protein of 144 amino acids. NCBI's taxonomy places the organism in Eukaryota, Metazoa, Chordata, Mammalia, Pholidota, Manidae. The record is from RefSeq and is a predicted model, not a curated record.